Molecule: messenger RNA, 20270 nt
Organism: Rattus norvegicus (Norway rat)
Lineage: Eukaryota; Metazoa; Chordata; Mammalia; Rodentia; Muridae
Source: RefSeq, a predicted model, not a curated record
AAUGUGUGACGUGCUCUGUGCGCUGCAGUGUGGUGCGGCGAGGGAGCUCAGGCGAGGUCUGCAGUCACGGCAUGGUGAGAGCAGGGUCACUGCCCACGAAGGGGCAGAGCAGCGGGAGCGAGAGUGGUGGGUCCUCCCCAGAGGCUGUGCGGGAAGAUAGGCACAAGUGCUACCGAAAUGCAGACCUUUGCUUAUCUGGAAAUGGUCUGACCCUGGUCUGAAAGCCUAGACCUGGAACACUACGCCCUGUUCCCUCAGCACACUCUAACCCAAAGAGAGGUGCUCAAGCUAUUCAAGACUUGUUGGGUAGUCAGAGCCUGCAAGCGGACCUGCCAGUCAGAAGAGGAGGAGGGUUUUGUUUUCCCCCGGGUGCCCUGCUGCAGGAUUCCUUCUGUAGCUGAGCAGGUUUGAAUGAUUUGCUAUGCUGUGCUCUGUGCGUUGCUUCUGGGUGCUGUGAGGGGAAAUCAGGCAAGCUCCAAAGUCCUGAGGUCGUGAGCGAAAGGUCAUUGCCCACAACGGGGAGGAGCACGCGGCUGAGCGCUGGGAACCGGAGUGGUGGGUCCUUCCUGGGACUGGGUGAGAAGCAGCAGCCUAUUUGCAGCCCCCUCUGAAGUCUUUCGGUGUCCUUGGACCUGGCGGUGGCCUUGGAAUUACUUCACUUCUGAGACUGGAGUCUUGUGUGUAGAAAUAUCCUUGGCAGGAAGCCAAGCUUAGAGAGCCCUCCUUUCUCUUGUGUCUUCUACAAGUUCUGCCCUUAGCAUUUAACAUUUAGGUGUCAGAUCCAUUUGGAGUUAACGUUGUGGAAGUUGUACAAGGUAUCUCAAGUGUUGGGUAGCAGCACUCCAGUACUUAGCUGCGACGUAGGAGAGGAGACUAGAUGAUGUAAAAGAUUUACCAAUGCAUACAAAUAGUAAGUGACAUCAAAUAACAUUUAAGCUAAGACACCCUACAGACAAGAAGCACGCUAAUCAGGCCUAGUAGAGAUUAACAGGCUAGGAUACACAUGUUUGUUGACCAUAAUUGUCCAGAAAUUUGGCUCCAAACGAUAACAAAGGAGACCCCCUGAUUUACAAUCACUCGUGAGGUUCGUUGUCACAUCCAAGAACAGGCCUCUAACAAGCUGCCCAGAGGGCAUUACGUGGUCAUAACUAACAUUAAGACCUGAUGUGACCUAUAGGUACAUUUUCUUGCCACAUGGGCAAGACUACAUUGGGUGAUAACUCUUUGAAAACACAACACGGUUGUGUUAAGGGCUGGCCUAGUCAAGCAAGUCUUUCCAGGAGGCCCUAGUGUAUGGAGAAUGACAGCUUUUUCUCAGGCCCAGGAACAUGCUUGUCAGAGCUAGCAACAGCUUGGGGAGGGAGCUUCCCCUAAGGCCCUGAUUUAUUGAGAAUAAAAUAGAGCUCCUUCUCUGUAACGGUUUGUAUAUGAUCUGCCCAGGGAGUGGCACUAUCAGAAGAUGUGGUCCUGUUGAAGUAGGUGUGUCAUUGGGUGUGGGGUUUAAGACCCCCCUCCUAGCUAUCUGGAAGUCAGUGUUCUGCUAGCAGCCCUCAGAUGAAGAAGUAGAACUCUCAGCUCCUCCCGCACCAUGCCUGUCUGGACACUUGUAUGUUUAUAGCCAUCUCUUUCUUUGGGCUAGAGAAGUUUUCUAGGACUUUGUUGAAGAUGUUUUCUGGCACUUUGAGCUGGGAAUCUUCAUCCUCUUCUAUCCCUAUUACUCUUAGGUUUGGUUUUUUUCAUAGUGUCCCAAGUAUCCUGGUUAUUUUGAGUUAGAAAUUUUUUACAUUUAGCGUUUUCUUUGACUGAUGCAUCAGUGUCUUCUAUGGUAUGUUGUAUGCCUGAGAUUCUCUCUUCUAUCUCUUGUAUUCUGUGGGUGAUGUUUGCAUCUGUAAUUCCUGUUCUCUUUCCUAGGUUAUCUAUCUGCAGGGUUGCCUCCAUUUAUGUUUCCUUUCGUGCUUCCAUUUCCAUUUUAGGUCUUGAGCCAUUUUAUCCUUAUCCUUCACCUGUUUAAUUGUACUUUCCUAUAUUUUGAAAGGGAUUUAUUUACUUCUUUCCCCUUUAAGAGCUUCUACCUAUUUGAUUAUAUUUUCCUGUAUUUCUUUAAGUGAUUCAUUUAUAUCCUUUUUAAAGGCCUUUAUCAUCUUCAUGAGGUGAGAUUUAUGGUCCCAGCGUUGCUCCUCAGGUGUGUUAGGAUCCAGGGCUUGCCAUAGUGGUAGAACUGGUAUCUGAUGUUGUCAUUUUGCACUACUUCUGUUGGCUAUGUUCUUGCAUUUGCUUUUUGCCAUCUGGCUGACUCUGGUGUUGGUGCCUGGUAGUCCCUGGGUAAGUAAGCCUCUGGGACUCGUUGUCCUGGAUAGCUGCAAGCCUCCCCAAAGGCCAGCAGAGCUGUGGGUUGGAGUGUGUGGUGCAGAACCUCAAUUGCAGGUGCAGGUAUGGAUUGGAAGGAAGAGGGGUCUCUGAUAAGUCAGGGCAGAACCGUUGCUGCUGGGCUUGCUGUGGUCCCCGCAUGCAGGAGGACUGGGUCACAGGGGUCUCACCUAUGUUUCUCAGUUUCAAGCAGGACUCAAGGGAGGCAGGCAGAGCUGUGUGUGGUAUGUAGUGGUUUUCUAAUCUGAAAUUGUAUGUGGGGAUGUGUACUGGAAGGACUACUGAUAGGGACAGUAUUACUAUUUAAAAUUCAUUUUAUUUCUGCAUCUUUGCUCUAAUUUCUUAUUUGUUUCUAUUUUCCAGUCAUUAAGAAUUUUAUUCCUUUUUCUCAAGUGCUUUCAUAUUUCUGUUUAGAGUAACAUCUCCUCUUGCUCAUUCUUUGGUCAUGCUAUAUAGUUAAGAUUUGCUUUGAACCCCUAAUCCUGCCUCUGAUGCCCAGUGCCUGGAAGAGUGUCCCAAAACUCCUCUCAGGCUAGACCCUGACUGUAAAUGAGUGAGAAGGAAAAUAGACCAGUGAAUGUGUGGCCUCUAAACUCUCUCUGACUUUUUCAGGAGAAUUAAAAGACAAAGAGUGACCUGUGUAUGAGUUGGGUUCACUGAUGAACUUCAUAGCUGUUGUAGUCACAGCACAGAAAGGGAUGGAGAGAAAGAAAAUGAGAAAUGUUAAAACUACUGUUUUAGCAGUAGUUGGCAUUAGCAAUGUUGGGUAAUCAGUAAAAUUCCAAACUGGCCAUUUUGGAGUGUUCACAGACCAAGGCAGUCCAAGAAUCUGAAUGAGAAGCUAAACUUAUUUCCAGAAGCCCAAUCAACCAACAUAGACAAUCUGGAAAAGCAGGUGUCACUGUGCCUAACAGGAAUGGUGCUUUUCCUCUCUGAAAACACACACCCUGAAAGAACAGCUGUAAAUAAUACUUGGUGUACUCUAAUAAGUAUGUCUAGUCCCUGAAGAAUAUUGGAGCAUAAAGCCUGUUUCCACUUUUCAGAAUAGUUUUUGAGAUUAUAAUUAAAUAAUUUCAACCUUCUACCCUGGACUUCUCCAUUCCCCCCUACUGUUAAGUCUCAAACCCUGAGACAGAUGGUUGAGGUGCCUAUGUAACAAAUCAAAGCAGACUUGGCUGCAGGUCCUUCUCCCUUGUUUUGGUUACUUGGUCUUUUUUAUCUGUCAUUUAACCUCCUGGUUUGUUGGUCUGGUUCUCCCUCUGCUCUCUCCCCUUUUCUCAAAUGGCUCAGGGUCCUGCCUACUCUGGACUCCUCCUGAUGUCCUUGCCUCUGGCAUUGCUCUCCUUUUAUCUGUAAUAAACUCCAUGUUCUACUGUCUCUAGCAGCAGCCAUGACCUUUUCUUUUUAUUUCUGUUUGUCACUCGCUUCCCAUGUUACUGCUCCUUGCUUUAAACUUCAUGGCCACUUUUGCUUUAAUUGUUGUUAAUGUUUGAUUUUGACUGAAGUUUGGUUGCAGGAUUUCCCAGCUGUGAGGGAGAUGUUAGUGUGUAAUGGACCCCAUGUCUUGGAAGAAAAACAGAAAGUGCUCUAGAAAUUGCACUGAAGUGCCAACUUCCCAGACUAGGUUUCUCUCUGCCCCUAGGAUAGCAGGGCAGAGCUGUGAAGGCCUCAGUUGUCUGGGUCUUUCCGUCACCAAGUAGAGGAGAUGCUAUUGUCCUGAGGCCCAGCUCUGAUGUCCAAGAUAAUGAGGGACUCUGGGUAGACCCAGCAAUCAGGACCAGCCGUGGGAGGUACCGUGCAGGUUCUUUCCAGUAUUAUUCUCUUUUGCAACUACAGGGAGCUAUGAGGAGGACCACAGAUCAUGCCAUGGUGAGUGUCGUCCUCCUCAUAGCUCCCCAGGCCAGAAGGAGCAGGUCUGCUGAUCUAUCCAUAUCUGAUCCACUGGGACUGAGACAGAAUGUGGGUCAGACGUGGUUAUGUGGAUUCAGGUGGUGACUGGGCAGAGAGAGGCCCUUAGACUCAGACCCUCUCUGUGUAGGAUUCCCUCAGGCAGGGCAUACUCUGUAACACGGGCAGUGGUAAAUGUGGUGCUUAUAGUAUCUCUAUCUAGUGUGCGCACACUGGCGUUGCUUUCGGUGUGUAGUAGGAAGACAGAUUGGGAAACUGAAGUCUGGUUUCUAGAAGUUCUGAACAUUGCGUUCCGCAUUCAAUUUUGUGGGAUAUUUUAUAAAUCGUUUAGAUACUGGUAGGAAAGAGCUGAUGGGUUCUACCUUCAGCAAUACGUGAUUAGAGUCUUUUUGUGUUCCCACCCCCACCAGCCACAGUGGUGUGACGCAGGGAAAUUAAAUUCCGGGCUACAGAGGGAGCUUCUGAGAUGCAGGGCUUUGUCCGUGUGCACGGUGUUGUGUGAUGUGGGUAAGGCAAACUCCUCAUCCUGUGUCGUGGUCCAUGUGGUAGGAAGCAGACAUUAAGUUAUUCUCCAACACUGCUUUGUGUGUUGUCUUUAGUGAGGCUAUGUGUGCUUGAAACCCCAAGGGACACGAGGGCCUGCUGAGACACAGUUCACCUGUCUGGUCACCUCCAUUCUAAAGAGAGACCUCUAGAGCAUGGGGCCUCUCUGUUUGUAAAAAAGAAAUCAACAGAAGCUGGAGGGUCAGAAAUAUAACAGUUUUUGGGUAAUUUUGACUUUUUUUGGUUUUGUUUCUUUGGGUUUUUUUGUUUUUUUGUUUGUUUGUUUUUGUAGUUGUAACGUCUGUGCUUAUUUACCUUGUGUAAUGUACAAUCAGGAAACAUUUGUCAAGUUCACAUUUUUCCUGGUGGACCUUUCCUUAGGUCUUUUAUGGAAAGGCUGAAUAUAUUUUAGAAUUAUGGUUUUGGCCUUUUCGUCCGGUCCACUUAUUCUUUCACAAAUAUUGUAUUCAUUGUUCAUUGUUGUAGCUUUGUGGUAAGUACAGAAUUCACAUUACCCCAUUAUGUGUAAUAUUUCUUUAUAAUCCUAAUGAGAAUUCUGAGGGGCUUUUUUUUCCCGCUGUAAAUUGCUAGGAAUUUCCUUUGGAUUGUAUUGGAUUUCUGGUGUAAAUUGAACAUAGCCAACAUUUUUUUUAAUACAUCAUUUUAAUGGUGUUGUUUAUAUAGUGUAAAAGAAUAAAAGAUGUUAUUCUAAAUAAUUAUUCAUUUAGUUAAAUACAAUAAGGUUGUGAAACUGAAACUGAUGUGAAAUGAUGUACAAAGGCAUAGAAAGAGGACUUCAGUGAAUACAUUAUCCUGGUCACGUAAAAGUUCUUGCACCAAGUAUGAUUUAAAUAGGAAGAAUAAAAGGAAACUAAAACAUGAUCCAGAACCAUUCGUCAAACACUGAAUGUGAGUGUGACUUGGGACUGUGUGUUAGUACGCUAAAUAAACUCUGAGAGCAGUAGGUGGGGAUUGUCCACAGAUAUUAACUAACGUUAGUUAAAACCAUGUUGCACUGUUACAGUUGAUGUAAAAUUACAAGCAUUCACUGUAUGUAUUAUGAUGCAGGUGGACAUAUUACCUACACUCACAGUACCCCAUUACCACGAACACAUUCUCACUCUAUGUUUUUGUGUACCUACACUAUACAGAGUUCUCAUAAAAAUAACAAUAUUGCCCUGGAUCCCACUAAUAUUGUCAGUGUGUUUUCCGUGCAUUUGAAAUUAAUUUUAAGAAGUAUCAGAAUUCUUAUUCUCCUUGAGUUAUGUUCAUGGUGGCUUGAGGUAUAAAAUAACGUAAAUGCUCAUUUUCUCAGGACAAGCUGGCGCCUGAGGAGGGCACUGUGCUAAGUGAAUGAAGACAAAGAGCGAAGGCCAAAGGACUGUACAGAACUUCACAGUCAGUGCUGAGUGGGUUUCAAAGCAGCACGUGGAGUUAUAGCUCUUGCAGGAUCGAUAAAUCCUCUUUCUCCCAUCUCAAUUUUAUCUUUAAUAAACUCAUUUGUCAGAUGGAUGUGAGAACUUCUUCGGCCUAUACUUAAGAUAGCCAUAUAAAAUGAAGGGCGGAAAGAAUAGAGAAUCGAGCCAAAGCAAUCACCUUCAAAGGCUUUUUUCUGACUAUUGUUUUAGUUGAUUAUGGAAAAGGAAAACUAAAUUUCAAGCUUUUAUAGCAAGAGAGAUGAGAAGAAAAUGUGCUGUUAUUGUAUCCUGUAAACGUGGAGAAGCCACUUUAUUUGGAUGGUAUGAGAGCUUUCUGCCAAAGAGUCAGACUGCUUGAAAAAGGAAAAAUGAGGUUAAGAAAUAGACUGACUUAUUAUGCUUGAAUUUAAAUAAUGACAAAAAAAUUUUACUUUAACAAAGAUUCAAUAGCCUUAGGCAAGUGACAGAUCUCUCUCUUUUCUUCUAAAUUACCCACCCUUUUGCUUUGGAGAACUUGUUUAAAGAUUUAAAAUUUUUAUAUAUCAGUUUAUAUGUCUAAUGCAUUAUAUAUAUGUGGUGGUUAAUGUGUAUAUUUAUAUGUUUUAACAUACUUAUAUGUUAAUGUAUUAUAUACUUUCUCUAGCAAUACUCUAUAAGAAUAUAUAUAUACAUAUAUAUGUAUUUCUAUUAUUUGAAUAGUCUUUCAAGUUUUCCUUAAAGAGGAACAAGAAUACUGUUUUAGAAUUGAAGCAGUAGGAACCUCUGUAAUUCCGCCAUCCAAACUACUACUAUAAAAGCUAACACAAGAGAGUGACCUGGGUCUGUUUCCUACAUGGUAUAUGUUUCACAUUGCUGAAAGCGAAGCUUCUGACCUCAGAAAUCUAGACAGGGCCCAGGAAUGAACUUGUCAUGAACUCCUGUGCGAUGGUCAUCCUCUACAUAAACAGAAAGAGACCUGUAUCUAUCAGAAUCAUCCUUUUCCUGUCUUCAUGACUUUGCUUCUCUUCGUUCAUUAUUGCUUCCAAUCUUUGCACUUUCAUUCAGGGAAAAUUGAAUUAACGUUUUUUAUUCAAAUAGAUUAUUCUCUCAUUACAGUCUAUUUUGACCAAUUUUCCUUCCCUCCACUCCUCCUAAAUCCAGCCUGCCUCCCAUCUCCCCCAGAUCCACUUCCCCUCUUGUUCAGGCCUCUGAGAGAGGACAGGUGAACAAGAGCAAACAAUAUGAAAAAUAAAAGACAAAGCAUUGGACCUAAUGUAGAAGGCCAACCAGUAGAACUCUCAGCUCCUCCUGUACCACCCCUGCCUGGAUGCUGCCAUGCUCCCACCUUAAUGAUGAUGGAAUGAAUCUCUGAACCUGUAAACCAGCCUCGAUUAAAUGUUCUUCAUGAGACUUGCAUUAGUGAUGGUGUCUGUUCAAACAGAAAACCCUAACUAAGGUAGAAGUUGGUACCAAGGACUGGGUGUUGCUGUGAUAGGCCUGACUAUGCUUUUGUUUGAAAGAAUGUGGAUUUUUGGACUUUGUAUUUGGAAAGCAGUGGAAUGCUUCAAAUGGGGCUUAAUGGGCUGUCCUAGUAGGAAUAUGGAAGACUGAGAAUGGUUUGAAUCGUGCAGGCCUGACCCAAGAAGUUUCAGUGAGAAUUUCAAUAUGUGGUCUAGAGACUGGUUUUAUGGUGUUUUGGUGAAGACUGUGACUACUUCUUGCCCUUGUCUGAAGAGUCAGCCUGAGGCUGAGGUGAAGAAAUUUAGAUUAAUUGCACUGACAAAGGAAGUCUCGGAGACACCCAUCAUAGACUUUGUUCUCUGGUUCAGUCUCAUGAAGAGCAUUUUAAAAAAUCAUAGCAAGCUGAGAAAGGGGAAAUAUAAAAUGUAUGGCUCAAGCAUAAAAAGGAUACCAGGAUGUAAAAUGGAGCUGCAUCCUUGUGUUCAAGGACAUUAAAUUGAUGGAAACAAUUAAUGGAAUAGUGAUUUUUGGGGCAAGAUCCCACCCAGCUAAAUUUAGGUCCAGGCAUGGUACUAUAAGCCAUUAAUCAAUCCCAGGAGGCAGAGACAAACAGAUCUUUGAGUUCAAGGCCAGUCUAGAGCAAGUUCUAGGUGAAGGAAAACUUAAAUCCAGGUUUGGUAGAUCAUCACACCUUUAAUCCCAGGCACGCAGAUCUCUGAGUUCAAAGUCAGUCUAUGGAGCAAGUUCCAGGACAGCCAAACUUAGGCAGUGAAGGAGUUGGAACACAGAAAGCUGGUGAUGAUGUAAUAGAACAAGGGGGCAUGUUCUAGCCCCAGCAAGCAGCAGAACUUGGCAGCUUCUGCCAUGUAGCUCUGGCUAUAGAGUCAAGAAGGGAAUACUGGGACAGUUGAUGCUAGUUAGCUAGAGCUAACAAGUUAGUGAUGAUUAAGAAGAGACCAGAGGGGUUGGGGAUUUAGCUCAGUGGUAGAACACUUGCCUAGGAAGCACAAGACCCUGGGUUCGGUCCCCAGCUCCGGAAAAAAAAAAAAAAAAAAAAAAAAAAAAAAAGAAGAGACCAGAAUCACCGAACUGAAAUCUUCUGGGGAUUAUUUUGUGAGAGCACAAAGAAGCUGUGUUCCAAAAAUAGCAAGGAUUUACCUUGUGCUUCAGCUGUACUUGGUAAUGUGAGUCACCUGGGGAGUACUGGUUUUGAAGGCAUGAAGAGGUCAUAAAGAACAGCUGGGGCUUGGCACUGUGAGAAGCCAUGGAAGGCCAUUGGUGAAAGUGCAAUCUCAGUUGCAGCUGAUGGCCCAGGACUGAAGGGGUCAUGCAAAGGAUUUGAGACUUGACACCGUGAAGAGAGCCUAUGAGAGGCUAUUGGUGAAGCCUAGUUGCAGCAGAAGACCCCCAGCAUAUUGGAGAUGCCAGUACUAUGGGAUGAUCACCAAGAACAGCAGUGGCAGUGGGGUGGAUCAACCUGAGCUUAGAAUGCUACGGAGGGCAGAGUUGGAGAAGUGACUCUUGCUUUAGAGGAGCCCAGAAGAUCAUGUGGGGGCCCCAGACAUUGAAACGAGAAAUUGUAACCCUGAGGUUGCCUUGGAGACCCCAAGAUGUUCAAGAUGCCAGAACCCAGGUCUAUCUGAUGAGAAAAGCUGCUAAGAGGAAGUUGAACCAGCCUGGGCAAAAAAAGUUUAUUGCAGUCAUCAAAGAUGAGAAGAAGGAGUUGGAGAUCUGAAGACCACUUUGAUAUCAGACAUAGAGAUUCAGAUUUAGAGUUUGCCCAGCUGGUUUCCUGUCUUGCUUUGGGGAUUACAGUUAAAUGAUUGGAUGAAUCUCAGAAGAAACCUUGAUCUUUGGACUUUUAACAUUGUUGAGACUGCUAUAGACUACAGGGACUUUUGAAGUUGGACUAAAUGUAUUUUUCAUUAUGAUAUGUUUAGGUGUGGCACGCAUAGACUCAUGUUUGAAGGAGCCUUUGGGGGCCAUGAGUGGAAUGUCAUGGUUUACAUAUGCUCGGCUCAAGGAGUGGCACUAUUAGAAAGUGUGGCCCUGUUGGAGUGGGCGUGUCACUAUGAGUGCGGGCUUUAAGACCCUCAUCCUAGCUGCCUGGAAGCCUAUAUUCUGCUAGCAGCCUUCAGAUGAAGAAGUAGAACUCUCAGCCCUUCUUGUACCAUGCCUGCCUGGAUGCUGCCAUGUUCCCAUCUUGAUGAUAAUGGACUGAACCUCUGAACCUGUAAGCCAGCCUCAAUUAGAUGUUGUUCUUUAUAAGCCUUGCAUUGGUCAUGGUGUCUGUUCACAGCAGUAAAUCCCUAACUAAGACACCCAUGCACUCGCUAUGCUCGCUAUUUAAGUCUCUGAGAUUGCUGGCCAUCCAGGUAGUGUAAGGCGUGGAUUUCCUCUCAUGUGUGGGCCACAAGUUAAACCAAACAUUGGUUGGCCACUCAAACAGGUUUGGUGCCUCCAUGCCACUGCACAUCUUACAGGAAGGACAGAUUUUAGGGAAUGGGGUUAGCUGGGUUUCUGUCCAGGUUUUUCUUUCUGUAGUAUGUAGAAUACCUUCUUGCCAGUUGUUCAGUUUCUAUUGGUUAGUAGGCUUUCUGUUUCUGUAGAUGAUAUGCAGCUUUAAUCCAUGGUAGUCUGUUAGGAUGCAGUUGAUUAUUUCCAUUUUCUAGUAUCUGUUGAGACUUGCAGUGUGUUCAAGCAUGUCAUUGAUUUUGGAGAAAAUUCCACAGGAUGAGAAGAGGAUAUAUUCUUUUGUUUUUGGGUGGAAUGUUCUGUAAAUAUCAGUUGGGUUCAUUUGGUUUUUAACAUCAUUUAGCUGAAGUAUUUCUUUAGCUUUUUGUUGGUGGUGGUGGUGGUGGUGGUGGUGUGGUGUUUGCUUUCAGUUUUUUGAAUCAGGGCUGUUUUGUGUAGCCUAGUCUUUCCUGAAACUCAUUGUGUAGACCUGAUUGGUCACAAAGUCGGAGUUCCACCUGCCUCUUCCUCCCUGGUGUAGGGAUUGAAGGCCUGUGCCACCAUGCCUGGUCUCUGUAUUUAGUUUUUUACUGGAAGACCUGUCUGUUGUUGAGAAUGGGAUAUUGACUCUCCCAUUGCUAGUGCAUGCUAUUUAAGCUGCAGAAGUGUUUCUUUUACAAUGGGGUGGGGGGUGCUGUUAUGUUUGUGGCGUAGAUAAAAGAAUUGAAAUGUUCGGUUCUUAGAACUUUUUUAGUUUGAAGAGUAUAUGCUGUCCUUUUUUAUUUUUGUUUGAAGUCUAUUUUGUGUAUUAAAAUGGCUAUACCAGCUUCAUUCUUACUUCCAUUUCCUUAGAAUAUCUUUUUUCCUACCCUUUACCUUGAGGCAUUGUCUAUCCUUGAUGUUUCUAUUAUAUAACAGGAGGGUGGAUCCUGUUUUAGCUCCAUUCUAUUAGCUGUGACUUUUUAUUGGUGAAUUAAAGUCAUUGAAAUUAAGGGAUAUCAGUGAGCAGUGAUCUAUUAUUCCAAGUAUUUCACUGGUGGUGGUGGUGGUCGUGGAAUGUAUGCGAUUCCUUUCCGUUUUGCUGAUGAUGUGAGAUUAUUUAUGUCGUGUGUUUUCAUUUGUAGAGCUAACUUCCUUGGGUUGCAUAUUUUUCUUCUAGCACCUUGUAUAGGGGGUAUAUUUGCAGGUAGAUAUUGUCAAAUUUGACUUUAUUCACAGUGUCUUAUUUUCACCAUCUUUGGUGACUGAAAAAUUUCUGGGUAUAAUAAUCAGGGCUGGCUUCUGUAGUUUCUUAGUCUGCAGCACAUGUAUCCAAGCUCUUCUGGUGUUUAGAGUCUGCAUUGAGAAGACGGGUGUAAUCCUAGUAGGUAUGCCUUUAUAUGUUCAAAGUAUUUUCUGGUUCUUUGAGCUGGUGUUCUUUUUCUUCCUGUAUUCCUAUUAUUCAUAGUUUUUGUCUUCUUAUAAUGUGCCACAACUCCUGGAUGUUCUGACCAUGGAAUGUUUAUGCUUGACAUUUUCUUUGAUGUAUUCAUUCCUUCUAUUCUAUCUUUAAUGUCCAAGAUUCUACCAUCUCUAUUCUCUGGGUGAAUUUUGCCUCUGCAGUCCUAAAAUUUUCAUUUCCAGGAUUUCCUCGGUGUGUGCUUUCUUUAUUGCUUCUAUUCCCGUUUUUUGGUCUUGAACUAUUUUAUGUGUUUCCUUCAAGUGUCAUUGUUUGUGUUUUCCUUUAUUUCUUUAAUGAAUUUAUGUAUUUGCUCUUUAGGGAUCCUAUCAUUUUUAUAUAGUUGGUUUUAAGGUUUUUUUCUUGUGCUUUCAGCCAUGUGGGCACAUUCAGGACUUGCCGUGGUAUGAUAACAUGGCUCUGUUGGUGAAAUAUUUCCCUGGCUUUUAUUGAUUAUAUUCCUAUUCUGGUGUCUAGACAUCUGAGAUUGGGGUGAUUAUAGGUCUUGGUGCUAAUUUCUGUGUUUGUCUUGUUUGGGUGGGAGUAUUUCCCCCCUGGGUUUCUUUCUGUUUGCUCUCUGAAUUUUCUGAAAGGCGGUUUGCUGAGUAUUACCUCUUUUACUGACCUAAUUGGUGGAUGUGUGCCAAGGGGAAUGCUUACUAGUGUUGGGGGCUGGGGAAUAGGAGCCAUGGAGAGAUAAUCUUAGCAAUCUACUCGAGGUUUAGACACAGGAGAGGGGAAGCUGCCUCUGGUGUUCUGUUCCAGCACUUGCAGCAACUGUGAAAAUUUGGUCUGGAGUAACAGAUAGUCUGGUCGAUCUCUGGACAGCCUGCCUACCUGGUCUUCUGGCAGGAUUGUCAGAUGGUUAAAACUUUCUCAUAUAUUUUUGUCUCUGUGGCCUAAUUAGCUUUAGUUUCUCAACAUUUCAGAGCCUACAGUCAUGUGAGGGAGCCCCCCUCAGUUGAAGGUGUGCCCCCAUCAGAAUGUCUUGUUGCUGCGUCUGAGAGAUUAUGUUGGUUGAUGAUUGAUGCGGAAAGAAUCUUCUACUGAAGGUGGCAAUGUCUGUAAGCAGGUGUGCCUGGGUUGGAUGGGAAAGUUGCCUGAGCGUGAGACAGUGAGCACACCAGAGAGCAAGCCAGGAAGCAGUUUUUGCCCAUUUUUCUAGCAUGAGUUUCAAUUCUAGGCUCAAAAGUGAUGGACUGUGAUCUGAGAGAACCAUCCAAAAAAAAAACAAAAAAACAAAAAAAAUGUUUAUCAGCUGUGAUGUUUUUGCUUAGAGGAUUCCGUCACAGCAGCACAGUAACAAGUUAGAACCACAAUGACAAAAUAAUAUGUAAAAAGGGAUUUUGCUGCCGGAGAGAAACUUGAAGUGUUCUCUUUUGGAAGAGUGUCAAAGAUGUUAGAAAUUAAGGUGACCAAUAACAUGAAAGGCUGUACACAGAGCUUAAUCAGCUGUUCAUGUAGGACCUGGAAGAUCAGAGAUUUAAGAGUAAUGUAGGCAAAAGUCAAGGCCAUGGGAUUUCAGUGAAAAAAUAGACUCCAUGAGAAAUUUACCAUGAGGUCAUUUGUGUGAUACUUUGGCCCCAGAUCUUUCUUAAUCUGCCCAUACCCUGAGAAAAUGAGUAAGGCAGACGUGAAGAAAAUAACGGACUGAUUUCAUAGACAAAAUAUUGAAUCUGUGAGAUGGUUAUUGCUAAUGACACAGGACUGUGGUGAAAACACCAUGUGGGACAGAAAUAAUGUAGUUUCUGUUUUGUAAUUAAAAGCAGCAUUAGGUAGUUUCAGGUGGCAGUCAAGUGCUGAAACAGAAGCAGGGUGUUCAAGGAGAUUAUCACCAUUAAAGAGAUGGCCCAAGUGUGUGCCCUUAUGGUAAUGCUGCUAAGCAUUUAAUAAGUGGAAGAAGUAGGCAGAGUUAUUCCUAGUCCCAGGAGAGAACUUCAUAUAAAAUCUGCUGCAACUGUGCGUCCAGUGCGGCUCGGGGUCUGUCUCAAUGUAGACGUCACGUUGACAGGAACACCCAUCUUGUGCUGGCUCUGGAAGCUCAAAGGUGAGGAAUUCUUCCUCUGUGGUUUGGGUUCAGCACACUCACUUCAUCCCUGUCUCACAGCGUCGGAGCUCCAGUGAAGAGAUUCUAAACAUUCCUUGGAUGAAGCUGUCAGGAUGAAUCCUUGGUUACCUUUUGAGACCACAGGCUGUUGAGAUACCCAGGCUUCAAGGCAUCUGCAUGGAGAGCAGCAUAUAGGAGAUGGAAAUGAGCAAACUGAGAUGUAUGAGAAGUCGCAGGGAUAGGGACAGCUGAUCAACUUGAAACUGAAGCCCCAAGUGUCUGAGACAGAGCUACAGGAUCUGGUGUUGCCCUGCUGGGUUUGUUGCCAUGGUUCAAUCUUCCUUCUCGGUAUCCACAUUCCUUUUUCAUUGUAAUGAGAAGGGGUAUUCUGUGCCUUUGAUUCUAUAAGGUGUGGUGAUUAAGAGAUUGCUUUGAGUGUCAGAAGGAACUUUGGACAUUUGAACAGUGUAGGAGUUGUUGCAGAGAAUGAGGAUCAUUGAAGUUAGAAUAAAUUUAUGUUCAUCACAGGAUGACCACGAGCCAAUAGUGACCAGACUUCAACUGCAAUAAAUUGAAUCAAAAAGCUCUCAGAUAGUAUGAUGUCUUUGAGCACUUCUCUCUCUUUUUUAAUUUUCGGGGGGAGAUUAAGGAAGCUUUUGUAGUAGGAGCCAUCCUAGAUUCCUUAUUGGGGGUGAGAUUCGAGUGUCUAUAAAGUCAACCCAUUUCCUGUUUUUUAUGUCUACUCUGUGGUGGAUGAACCUGAUCAGCCACAUUCCUCUCAGGCUGGUAUGCCCUCACUAUUAUAGACUAUUACUUCAAAUCAGCUAAGUUCUAUCAGAAGCACUUACUAUUCAACAAUAAGUUAUUUGCUAGCCAGAUGUUUUCAUAUUGUCAAUUUUGUUGUUUUUGUUUUUGAAGAUAAAGUUUCUCUGUGUAACCUUCCCUGUUCUCAAAGUAGAAAGAAGCCCAUGCAGACUUUGAACUUAGAGAUCCACCCGACUCCUGGCUCUAGAGUUCUGGAGGCCAACACGCCUGACUAUAUAUAUAUAUAUAUAUAUAUAUUAUUGGCUGGUGGGCCUAGAGUGUUGGUUCUUGUACAAGUCAAGCAUAUGCUAUUGUGACGACCUUCCUCCACAUCUUCAAUUUUUAAGUUUGACGGAGAGUAUGGUCUGUUUUUCAGGACAGCAUGCAUUCAUGAUGUUAACAGUACCUGAGCCUUCUAAGUCAUAGGAUUGGAGAUGUGUGACAUUAUUCCUACCUUUCAUGUUUGUUUUGAAUUUUUUUAUUAGUUAUUUUAUUUACAUUUCAAAUGUUAUCCCCCUGCCCAUUUUCCCGUCCACAACCCCCCUAUCUCCUCCUCCCUCCCCUCCCUGCCUCUUUGAGGGUGCUUCCUCACCUGCACACCCACUCCUGCCUCAGCGACCUAGCGUUCCCCUAUCCUGGAUCAUCAAGCCUCCACAGGACCAAGGGGUUCCCCUCCCACUGAUGCCAGAUAAGGCAUUCUUCUGCUACAUAUUCAGCUGGAGCCAUGGGUACUCCCUCUUUGGUUGGUGGUUUAGUCCCUGGGUACAUGGUGAGGGGGGUCUGGUUGGUUGAUAUUGCUCUAUGAGGUUGCAAACCCUUUUAGCUCCUAUAGCCCUUGCCCUAACUUACCCGUUGGGGUCCCUGCACUCAGUGCAAUCGUUGACUGUGUAUAUCUGCAUCUGUAUUGGUCCAGCUCUGUCAGAGCCUUUCUGGGGACAGUUAUACCAGGCUCCUGUCAGUAAGCACUUCUUGGCAUCAGCAGUAGUGACUGGGUUUGGUAUCAGCAGAUGGGAUGGAUUCCUAGGUGGGGCAGUCUCUGGAUGGCCUUUCCUUUAGUGUCUCUGCAUUUCCUUUGAACAGAAGGAAUUCUGGAUUCAUAUUUUUGAGGUGAGUGGGUGGCUCCAUCCCUCAACUGGGGACCGUCCCUAUCCACUGGAUGUGAUUUCUACAGGUUCUCGCUCCCCUUUGUUGGGUAUUUUGGCUAAUGUCCUCCCUGUUGGGUCCUGGGAACCUCUUGGGUCCCUGGCAUCUGGGACUUGCUAGUGGCUACCCCCAGUUCCUCCUCCCCCACUACAACACACCUACUUUCAAAUUCCUGAGCCUCUCUAUGUCUCCCCCAUCUCCUCCCAUAUCUGAAUUGGCCCCCUUUUCCCUCCCCCUCCUCACUCCUCCUCAGGUACCUUUCUCUACUUCCCGAGAUUAUUCUCUUCCCCCUACUGGGUAGGGCUGUAGCCUCCACAGUUUGGAAUGAUCUUUCUUCUUGAGUUUCUGUUGCGGUAAAAAUUAAAAAGGAGCACGUCCGGUUCCCAUGCAUCACCACUCCACACUGGACCCCUGGCGUUAGUUCGGGCACUGUAGGGCCAUACAGAACUGACAUCAAUUUAUCUCAGCUGCAGCUGGUUCCAGUAUGAUGCCACGCCACGUUAGCCUAGCUGUCUUCUAGCCCCAGUGGUCUCUCCAUUCCCAUUGCUAGUCACCCUGGCCAGCCCUGACCAGCCAGGAACUCUGGUCCCAGCUACCUGGUAACACCAAGACUCAACAAACUGUAACCUAACAACCAGAUUUAUGUGUUGAAUUCUCAAUCUACGAUACAUCCACGGAGUAAAUUCACUGCCAAUUAAUAAAGAUAGAAACUGCCCACCUAGACAGGAGAAAAUUGACCAAACAAGAGAGACCACCUGGAUCUGAAUCAUCUUCCUUCAUCAUCUCCAUCUUGAUUCCUCUCCUGCACCUGCUCCUCCUCCUCCCUCCUUCCUAGACUUUAACCUGCCUAUCCUUAUCCUGGACCUGCCUUGCUGCAUAAUGACAUCAUCCUGUAAGUUUCAUAUGAUCUGUGAGUUGUAUCGUGGGUAUUCCGAGAUUCUUUUUGGCUAAUAUCCACUUAUCGGUGAGUAAAUACCAUGUGUGUUCUUUUGUGAUUGGGUGACCUCACUCAGAAUAUUUUCAGGUUUCAUCCAUUUGCCUGCGAAUUUCAUGAAAUCAUUGUUUUUAAUAACUAGUACUCUAGUAUGUAAAUAUACUACAUAUAUACUACAUUUUCUCUGUCCAUUCCUCUGUUGAGGGACAUCUGGUGAAUAUUAGUAUCUUGCCUGUGUGUAUGAAUAUGCACGUGAUGUGUGCCUGUUCCUCAUAGUAGUCAGAACAUGACCUCAGAAUUCCUGAAGUUGGAAUAGUAGAUAGUUAUUAGUCACCUUGUAAAUACAGUUGAUUCCAAUUAUUUGCAAGACUAGCAAGAGCAACUUAUUUUACUGGUAAGCCAUCCCUCCUCCCUAUGUUGCUUAUUUAUGAUUAACAUUUAUAUUUCUAAUGUUUUAUCCAUGUAUUCGUAACUGUAAGCAUGUAUUUCCUAUUAGUAAGCUCUUACUAAUAUUACAGUUUAAACUGGGGCACUUAAAGUUUCAGGAAGAUGAAUACAGAACUGUAUUCAAUUUUAUAUCUUUGCAGGAACUUCAGUAAAGACCUCUGAGUUCUUUCUAUUUUGUUUGUUUAAUUGAUUCUUGCAGGGGAAUCAAGGUCUUAAUAUAUACCUCUGCAUGCCCUGUCUCCCAUUACAUGGACUAGCCUGGCAUCCACCUCAGUGAGAUAGGUUUGUCUCUGGCUCCUGAUUGCUGGGAUUAAAGGCGUGAGCAAGUACACCCAUCUUACCCAUCCUUUCUGUUGUCAGUAAUCAUUCAAAUCGUGUCUCUGAUAUGUACUCCCUACUGUUGAUCUGUUUGCUCCUCCUCCCCCCCCCCCCCCCCCGUUAGUAGUUGUUUCUCUUGCAAGAGUAUAUCUUAUUCAAAGGGCAGAGAAAUGACAAGGGUCACUAUCCUCUUCAGUUCUCUUCAAAAAUUGCUUGGUAAUUCCAUUAUAACAUCCGUAUUAUGGAAUAGACGUUGGAAGUACCAGAAUUAUAAGAAUGUAUUGUCAAUGUAGUAUACAUUGAGAGUGCUGCCAGUAACAGUCUUUAUGUUGUACACAUGUUUGAGAUAUUUUAGGAUGCAAUGACCUUUAACGAUGUGCAUGUGGACUUCACUUCCGAAGAGUGGGCUUUGUUGGAUCGUUCCCAGAAAGGUCUUUACAAAGAUGUGAUGCUGGAGACCUACUGGAACCUCACUGCUAUAGACCUGAAAGAAGUCAUACUGAAGAGAAACCCUAUGAAGAUAUGAAGUGUGGUGAAGCCUUUGCACAUCGCAGUAGUCUUCGAGCACAUGAAAGGACACACACUGGAGAGAAACCCUAUGGAUGCAAUCAGUGUGAUAAAGCCUUUGCGUAUCACAGCAGUCUUCGAAUACAUGAAAGGACACACACUGGAGAUAAACUCUACAAAUGUAUUCAAUGUGGCAAAGCUUUUUCAGAUCAGAACACUCUACAAAGACAUAAAAGAACCCACUCGGAAGAGAAACUCUAUGAAUGUAAUCAAUGUGGUAAAGCCUUUGCAUGUCAUAAUAUUCUUCAAAAUCAUGAAAGAACUCACACUGGAAAGAAAACUUACAAAUGUAAUAAAUGUGAUAAGGCCUUUACACAACGCUAUUAUGUGCGAAUCCAUAAAAGAACACACACUGGAGAGAAACCUUACAAAUGUAAUCAGUGUGGUAAAUCCUUUGCGUGUCUCAGCAGUCUCCGAGUGCAUGAAAGAACACAUACUAGAGAGAAGCCCUACAAAUGUAAUCAGUGUAGUAAAGACUUUGCGAGUCAGAGUCAUCUUAAAAGACAUGAAAGGAUACAUACUGGAGAGAAACCCUAUGAAUGUAAUCAAUGUGGUAAAGCCUUUUCAAUCCAGGAUACUCUCCGAGUGCAUGAAAGAACACAUACUGGAGAGAAACCCUUUGAAUGUAACCAGUGCGGUAAAACCUUUAAACUACACAGUCAACUUCGAAUACAUAAAAGAGUACACACUGGAGAGAAACCCCAUGAAUGUGAUCAGUGUGGUAAAACCUUCGCAUGUCCCAGUAGUUUCCAAAAACACAAAAGAAUACAUUCUGGAGAGAAACCCUAUGGAUGCAAUCAGUGUGAUAAAGCCUUUGCAUAUCACAGUAGUCUUCGAAUACAUGAAAGAACACAUACUGGAGAGAAACCCUUCAAAUGUAAUCAAUGUGGUAAAAUCUUUUCACAGCCCAAUAGUCUUCGAAUACAUAAAAGAACACAUACUGGAGAGAAACCCUAUGAAUGUAAUCAAUGUGGUAAGGCCUUUCCGUAUGACAGCAGUCUCCGGGUGCAUGAAAGAACCCAUACUGGCGUGAAGCCUUACGAAUGUAACCAGUGUGGCAAAGCCUUUGGCUACCACAGUCAUCUCCAAAGGCAUGAAAGGACACACACUGGACAGAAACCUUAUUAACAUGAGCAAUGUGGGAAAGCCUUUGUAAGUCUCAGCAAACUUCAGAGGCAUAAAUGAAUUCAUCCUGGAGAGAAAGCUCAAGAAUGUAUUUAAUAUGGUGAAGGCGUUAAACGGUUUUAUAGUCUUCAUCAUCACAAAAGUAUACCAGAGAGAAAUUCUAUGAGUGUAGGCAAUGUGCUGAAGACUUUAUGUUAUGGAGCCCACUUAGAGAUCCAACACGACACAAAAACCAGGGCUACGGGUAUUCACUAUGUAGUUGAUCUGUGUCCACUGAUGCAGGCAGGAUGUAGGUUUUACAGUCUAAAGAUCAUAUCCAUUUUCUCUUUGUGGUUAACAACAGGUAUUGUGUUUUUGGGGGAAAAAAAGAUGAAUAACAGAAGCUGUCGUUUGGAACAGUCAAUAUGUUUUGUGGAAUGGGAAACGUGGUUAGGAACAAUCAUGUUUUGGGAAACAAAAAUGAAUUAUGGAAGCUUAUCAAUUAUUAGGGAGUUUCCAGCUCCCUUAUGUUCUGGGAACUUGAAUUUAGUUUCGCUCUAUGAUUAAAUGAAGUCUUAUAGCAAAAUGGCUGUACUUAGGACAGUUUCUUUUACUUGUUCAUGGUAUUUGCAUAUUACAGUCAUCUUCGAAUUCAUAAAAGUGAGUACCCCUAUAAAUGGGGUCAAUAUUAGGAGGCCUUUUCUCAGAACAGUUAUUUACAAAUAUCUAAAAGAACAUGUCCUGGCAAGAAACCCUACAAAUGUAAUCAAUGUGAUUAAGCCUUUUCAUAACACAGUUAUAUGCGACUAGGUAGAAGAACACCUGCCUGAGACGACACUAGGAGGUAAGCAAUGUGGUAAAACCUGUGCGAGUAACUGUGCUCAGGAGAAAAAGCCAUAGUGCAAAGAAACCUGUGAAUGCAGUCAUUGUGGUAAAGCUUUACGUGUUAUGAUCUCUUUAUGCAAUAUUAAAAGCCUUAGUGUGCAAUUAAUCUGUUAAAGACUUUACACAUCACAGUAGUAUUUAGGGACCUGAAAGAAUUCAUACUAUAGGGGAUCUAUAAGGAUCCUAUAAGAACUGUAGCCAACAUACUUCAGUUGCACAAGAUUAUUCUGAAGAGAACAUCUGACCAGUGUAAACAAUCAAGCAUUAUGGUGUUCCUCUUGGUUUUAUUUGUACUUGUAAAUUCAUAUGCGCAAUUGUAUGAAUUUAAGUGAUAGCCCUUUUAGACUUCACAAUUCUCUUCAAUUACUCAUCCAGAUGUAAAAGUUUACGGGUGUGAACUACUGCCUUUUUUGUUGCUAUAAUAAAACAUCGUGCCUAGGGCAACUUAUAAAA